Molecule: messenger RNA, 6293 nt
Organism: Nicotiana attenuata
Lineage: Eukaryota; Viridiplantae; Streptophyta; Magnoliopsida; Solanales; Solanaceae
Exons: 9
Coding region: 303-5687 (1794 amino acids)
Source: RefSeq, a predicted model, not a curated record
UCUCCAAUCAGCUCGUUUUUUCUCUCUCUUCACAGCUACCAUUUCCUAUCGUCGAUUGAAAAACCCUAGAAUUCGAAUACUCUAAGGAUCCAAGCUCCAUUGGUGUCAGCUUCAACAUUUGCGAGUUUGAGGCAGCCAUUCUUAACUUAUAAGAGAAUAGUGACCAGGUGACUGUCUAAAUGCUGGAUUGUACAUCAGUUGCUAUGUGAGGUUGUGAAUUAAUUGAUAUUCAUUGAUAUAUUUCUAUGUUAGUACCCACGUAGCAACAUUUAACAAUCAAAGGCUUUGGAGUUAAAUCAUCUAUGCCUGGCAACGAUGUUGGAGAUAGGGUUCACAACUUCUUUGCACAAGACAGCUUGUCACAAGAGCAGCAUCAUUCCCCAGUAGUGGAGGGAAAUUGGCCAGCUCAUAGUAACAAUCUGUGGGUUGGAAGUCAGAGACAGAUAAGUGUACUGACUCCCAACACAAAGAAUUACAAUUUACAGAACUCUGAUAGUGGGAAAGGGCCGAGCAGUUACCCUUUUACUAGCCAGCAUGGCUUGAAUUUUAUGCAAUCCACUCCAAGGCCUGAGUUUGCAAAGAGCCAGUCACAAAAUCAGCAGGCAAAUUUGAAUGGUUACAUGUAUAGCAAUCAGUUUCACCAGACAAGGCAGGAUGAAGCAAAAUUUCUUUCCAUCGAUACAGGUAAUGAUCAACGUAGUCUAGCCUCAGGAGGCCUAUCUCCUUAUGCAUCACAGCAAGGAGUAGGUCCAGAGCAGCAGGCAAGAGUACCAGUUCGGUCAGAACCUUCUGAGAGUCCUGCUAGUUUUGAUCUUUUUGGUGGUCAGCAAAUGAAUCGACAGCAAUCAAACAUGCUGCAGUCUCUGCAGCGGCAGCAGUCUGGGCAUAGUGACAUGCAGCAAAUGCAACUCAUGUUGAAGAUGCAAGAACUUCAGAGGCAGCACCAACUUCAGCAAUUAGAUGCCAGGAAGCAAAAUACACUAAAUCAGGUAUCUGGUAGCCAUCCCCCUGCAUUGGUUCAUGACACUACAAAUUCUGGUGCAUUAAAUUAUCCUUGGGCAAGUGAUCUUGGCAACACAAAUUGGUUGCAACGCGGUUCUCCAAUCAUUCAGGGAUGUUCCAAUGGACUCAACCCAACCAACAUUGGGCAAGCACAACAGUUAAUGGGUUUGAUUCCUCCAUCAGCUGACCAAUCUCUAUAUGGAGUUCCUGUUUCUGGUUCAAGAGGAAGUGUGAACCCAUUUUCACAAGUAAUUGAUAAGCCCACAACGCGUCCAAUGCCGACCUUUGAUAGUUCAUUUCCGGGUAAUCAAUAUGCUGCAUUGUCGGAUCAAGUCAGUGGGCAGGAUGGGACUUUCAUUCCUAGACAGAGAUCCCAAGGCGGCCAUUUUCUAGGACAUGCUUCAAGUCAAGCUCUGACUAGCCCGAUAAAUAUGGAGAACCCUCAACAAGCAAAUAUUAUGCAGAACAGUUCAGCUUUCCAGGACUUUUCUCGCAGACAGGGUCUGGCUGUUCCUUCAGAAAACUCACAGGAACUAGCAGGGGCACAUGCUUCUUCCUUGCAGAAUGAAGUCGGCUUAGAUCCUACAGAAGAAAGAAUAUUGUUUGGUUCAGAGGAUAAUAUAUGGGCAGCCUUUGGCAAGAGCCCUGAUAUGAAUGGGGAAGAUGGUAAUUCAUUUGAUGGUGCAGGAUUAUUGAAUGGUACUUGGAGUGCACUUAUGCAUUCUGCUGUUGCAGAAACUUCUAGCAGUGACCUUGGGGUACAGGAGGAAUGGAGUGGUUUAAAUUUUCACGGUACGGAAAUUGCUUCAGAAACUCAGAAUUUGAUGUAUAACAGUGGGAGACAUAAAACAUCUGCUCCUGAGGGAAAGUUGCCCCCAAACUCAUCCUUGAAUUCUGUUUCUGUUCAGCCCUCUGAUAGCACCAAUAUGAACAAUAACUAUUCCGAUGUCCAAGGCCACAGGCUCCCAUAUGAGCCAGGCCAGAGUUUGCAUGCCAACUCUUCUCAAAGACUUGUCCAGUCAUCGGAGGAAGGAAGCAAGUUGUCAAAUUUCGGUCCACGGCAGAAGUCAGUUGUUGAAGUAAGCCAGAUGAUGUUUGGGAGUGCUUCACAUCCUAUUGACAGCGAAAUAAAUGCUAGAAAGAUUUCUGGUUCUUUGACACCUGAGAUUGGUGGAGCUAGACAACUAUGCUACAAAUCAGCUGGUUGGAGUGACGUAGGAUCAGCAGUGCCCUCUGGAGAUGCAGCUUUAAGAGUUUCGAGUGAGAAUUCAUCAAGUCGUUCCCAGGAUGACAAUAGGAAGAAAUUCAUCCAAGCUGAAGUUGUUCAAGGUGGUGUGACAUGGAACUCUAACUCUGGCCAUAAUUCUGCAGUUGAUAUGGAGCAUGCAGGAUCAUCUAUUGCUAAUCACCAAGUGAAAUCGGAGGUCUUUAACUUGCAUAAUUCUGGCUCUGCACCCAAGUCAAGUACCAUGAGGGGUGGCGAAGAAACCAGUCAACUGCAAAAUAAUUAUCAUUCUGAUUAUUGGAAGAACAAUGAUUCCUUUGUCAAGUCUACAGUAAGCAAAGCCUCGGGAGCUUUACAGCGUCAUGUUACCAAAGACAAUCAGGUCUUUCACUCUUCGAGGGGUAUUAGUGACGUAGAAGUCAAAAUGCAUGGGAUGCAGAACAGCGAUAAGAACUCGAAUGACAGCUACCGCUCUAACUUAUUCCCUCCUUCUUCUGCUGCGAUGAGGGAAAAUAUCUUGUCAGAUGCGAGUGAUUCAAGGUGUCUUCCUACUAAGCAGAAGUCGUCUGAUCAGGUUGGCCAGAAAAAUUCUUGGGUUCGCAAGUUUCAGUAUCAUCCCAUGGGAAACAUGGAUGAGGAUUUGGAUCCUGCUUAUGACAGGAAACAGCCUAGUCAUUCUCAGUCUAUGCUGCAGCACAAUGCCAAUCAUGGCCAGUUGGAAGUAUUUGGUCAGGUUCCCAAGAGUCAGACAGAAGUGGAAGAGGGGCAACCGUCUAAUGGUCUGAGAGAUGGCAAAGGCUUUAGUGAGGUGCAUUCGCGAAGCAGCUUCCAUAGUGGUGGAUCUACUAUGCUUGGGCGCUUCAAUAGAUCAGAUUUAUAUUCACCAAAUACAGCUGCACAAACUAGUCCAAACAUGCUCCAGCUUCUUCAGAAGGUAGACCAAUCAAGUGUGCGUGGUUCUAUGACUCAGUGCAGUAAUUCUGAACAGCAAGUAUCAUCUGAGAUGCCUGAAGCAGAAAAUUCUGAUGGGUCUGUCGGUCAUCUCCAGCAAAGUCAAUCUUCUGCCUCUCAAGGCUUUAGUCUACAACUUGGCCCUCCAUCUCAACGGGUAUCAGUUCAAAACCAUUCUUUGUCAUCUCAGAGUAUCCAAGCAGCUAGCACUUCACACUCUCGAGCUGCGGAGGAGAUCAGAGAGAAGAGUCGGGGGCGGAUGCGCCCUCCUCAUCUGGGUCAAUCCUUGCCUCCUGCUGAACACUCUCUGGAAGAGUUGAAGAAUAACAGAUCUGGGGUUCCAGGGAGUACAUAUAAUGAAACUUCUUUGUACACGAUGCCUGGAAAUUUUUCUUCAGCAUUUGAUUCUAGUUCUGGUUUUCCUUACCUGAGAAGCCCAUAUCAAAAUCCACCUAUGGUUAGAGCUACUGGGCAACUCUCAACAAAUCAGUCUAUAAAUGUAUCUUUCAAUAAACAUGGUCCCCUUUCUGCUGAGAAAGGCGAGUCUAUCAGAGGACCUGUUAGUGGUCAAUCUAUACAGCCUUCCGUGCCCGAAGGGGCUGGUGAUGUUAAACAGGAUAAACCUACUAUCUCUGCGGGUACAUCUCAGUUAAGUAAUGCCAAUGAUCCCCAUGAAAGGCUCUUUGCAAAUCAAGUUUCAUCUAAGGAGCCAGGGUCAGUUUCUCAGCCUUACUCAACGUCUGGCAUCGCUCAACAGGGUGCAUCUUCAAAAAUGUUCGCUAAUAUGUGGACAAAUUUUCCACCACGGCAGCCCCUUUUUGGUGCUCAAUCCAGCAAGGAGUCUUCUCAAAUUCACCAGUCGCAUCAAUUGAGUAUUAUGGAGUCAUCAUUGUCUGCUGCUGAGAGGCAAGGUGAUCAAGAUGCAAAUAAGGAACGGAAGUUCACAUCUGAGCUUGAUACAAGCACAGUGAAUAUUUUGGGCUCUGUUGAGGGGGAAGAACAGCGAGUGAACGAAAGCCCUUCUCGACAAGUACCAUGUCAAAACAUUGAACCAGUUCAGAUGAAUGAUUCACAAGAUAGAGAACCUGUUGUCAAGAAUCUCUCAGAAGGAUCCCCUGCAAAUUCUGCAUCGAUGCAGAGAGAUAUUGAAGCUUUUGGUCGAUCUCUGAAACCAAAUAACUUCCCUCAUCAAAAUUAUUCCUUACUAAACCAAAUGCAGGCCAUGAAAAAUGUGGAGACUGAUCCAAGUGAUAGGGCUUUGAAAAGAAUGAGGCUAUCAGACAGCAAUACAGGUCUUCAGCAAAUUCCUUCCACUGAAUCUAGAAUUUUAAGCUUCUCUGAGCAGGAAUUACAAAGAAGCUUAUCAUCACAACAAGGAGGAAAGAUGCCUCCUCAGGAUAUACUUGCAUAUCGUCAGGAUGAUGCUCAGAGCAGAUCUCACAACAAUAGUACAAAUCCAUUUAAGCCUGAGCAUACUCAGAUUAGUCCUCAGAUGGCACCGUCCUGGUUUAAUCAGUAUGGAACCUUCAAAAGUGCGCAGAUGUUACAGAUGUAUGAAGCACACAAAGCUGCCUCCAUGAAGGCAACUGAUCAACCUUUCACCCUUGGAAAGUCUUCCAAUGGUUUGCAGACACUUAAUUCUAUGCAGAAAGUAAUACCUGCAGAUGCUGAUAGAAGUCCGAUUGGUAAUCUUGGGCCAAGUUCAGCUGCUAGCUCUGCUGCCAUUGAAGAUUUUUCUUCUCCACAGACGUUGCCACUGAAUGUUGGUCAGCAUAACCAAUUGUUGAAACCCAAGAAGCGGAAACGUGUUACAUCUGAACUUAUUCCUUGGAACAAAGAAGUUUUACUGGAUUCACAGAGCAAUCAGACAAUCAGCUUGGCAGAAAUAGAGUGGGCCAAAUCAACUAAUAGGCUUGUUGAAAAGGUUGAAGAAGACAUUGACUUCACUGAACAUGGGCCUCUGAGGCGUAAAGUUAAAAGAAGGCUUAUUUUGACCACUCAGCUUAUGCAGCAAUUAUUUCGCGCUCCAUCAGCUGCAUUUCUUUUUUCAGAUGCUAACUCAGAGUAUGAGAGUGUGGCUUACUCCGUUUCUAGAUUGGCAUUGGGGGAUGCAUGCAGCGUUGUCCCUUGCUCAAAUGGGGAUUCCAAUGCACCUCAUUUUUGCAAAGCACCGCUUCAUGACAAGGCCAGAACACCGGAGAGAAAUGAUAAUCAUACGUUUGCCAAAGCUGUGGAAGAGUUCACGGCAAGAACAAGGAUACUGGAAGCUGACUUUUCGAGACUGGACAAGAGAGCAUCAAUAUUAGAUGCGAUAGUGGAAGGCCAGGAUAUUGAGAAGUUCUCUGUCAUCUAUCGGUUUGCGAAGUUCCAUGGUCGGGUGCAAUCUGAUGGUGUUGAGACCCCAUCUUCAUUAGAUGCACGUAGCCAUAAACCUUUGGCACAGAGAUAUGUCACUGCACUUCCAAUGCCAAAAAAUCUUCCUAGUAUGGUACAGUGUCUUUCACUAUGAUCAUAAAUGAGUUGAUUUUCCUCAUGUUCUGGUGGUAAAUCUACUACCUCUACUUCUCUAAGAAGUUAUGGUGCUAAAUAUGCACUGGCACUAGCAACAACAGAAAUUGAUGGGCACUGAAUUGUCACCUCAAAUGUAAUGUAGGCUGUCCAAUCUUUUACAUGUUGGCCACUAAUGUCUUAUCAAGAAAUAUGAUUCAUUUUGUGUACAUCUCUUCAAAUUUGUAGGGAGGGAGAGAAAGGACAUGGGGGCUUCAUUUUUUGCCUUCAGUAGAGAAAAUAUAUUAGGAGAUGUCUGUAUAUAGUUAGUCAUCAGUGUUAUAUGUGUUACACUUUCUCUCACGAAUUUGUGAAGGUAAUCAUAAUUGCUUUAGUCAGGUCUGGGGUAAUUCAGACAUCUUGCGGUAAAUAUCAUGCCCAGGCUUUUCCUGAACUCCGAAUCAUUUGGAGAUUUACUAGAAUUUUUAGCUGGGAGCUGUCUUGAGAAUUUAAUCAGCUGUCUCGUGAAAAUGAUAUUCUUAGUACAGCUUCGUUAUAAUUAACUCUCUUGUACAGACCUUGUGAGUUACAACAACUUGGGAUUUGGCUCAAUCUUGGCUUCCUGUUA